AUGAAUAGAAACAACUUGGUUGGAUUUAUGAAUGUUUUAAACAAGUGCACAGCAAAUAAAUUCAUAAGACCAAACAAACUGCUGCAGAAUCAUCUGUCAUUGAGCAUUGAGUUUAUAAUGCAUAAAUGUGAAGUAAAUAUGAUUGAAAGCUACAGCAGAUCAAAGAAUAUUGUGGAAGAAGUCAGGAAAAGAACGAAUUGCGGAGCGAGUUUAUCAAGAUUUCUGAAUUAA
Clunio marinus is the source of this 231-nucleotide messenger RNA. The record is from the annotation of a GenBank genome assembly. Lineage: Eukaryota; Metazoa; Arthropoda; Insecta; Diptera; Chironomidae.